Molecule: messenger RNA, 183 nt
Organism: Drosophila takahashii
Lineage: Eukaryota; Metazoa; Arthropoda; Insecta; Diptera; Drosophilidae
Source: RefSeq, a predicted model, not a curated record
AUGAAGUUGUUGGCUGUCCUGUUCGCUGUUCUGGCCGUUGUCCUGAUGACCGCCAAUCCUGUCUUUGGAAAUGUGGUGCAGUGUCCACCCACCGGUGACGCAGCCCAGCAGGGCACCUACCCAAUCACUGAAUUAAUGCGAAACGGAAAAGCCCCUGUUUAUAACACUGGAAGAAGGGGCUAA